Molecule: messenger RNA, 828 nt
Organism: Diaporthe amygdali
Lineage: Eukaryota; Fungi; Ascomycota; Sordariomycetes; Diaporthales; Diaporthaceae
Exons: 5
Coding region: 1-828 (275 amino acids)
Source: RefSeq, a predicted model, not a curated record
AUGCUGUUCUUCCUCAUCAUUGCCUUGUUUGCCCUCCUGGGCGCCGCCGUCCCUACCAGCGACACCACCACCACCACAACUGAGCUGAGCUGGACCGGUGAAGUCGCCGGGCACGGAACCGUCACCCUCUAUGGCGACGCCUACUCCGUCGAGCAGCAGAUCUUCGCGCUCGACCCCGCCGCCGCAGCAAACUACGUGCCCGAGAACCCAUUCAUGAGCGAAAACCCACCGGCGUUCAACGAGACCGAGGUGGUCGUGACGGCGAACCGAUCCUACUACUCCAAGACGAGGGCGGUCAUCGCCGGCCGCGACCAGGUCAACCAGGAGAUGAGCCUCAGCGACAGCCCGUUCGGGGAGACGCACUGGUUCUGCGCGACGUUCGCCACUGGCUCAUACUCAGAAGUGUACCAGGCGCUUGCCCGCGUCGGCGCCCCCGGCGGGAGCAACCACGAGACAGCCACCUGGACCAUCGCAGGCACCAAGAGCGAGGGCCAGCCCGUGUGCCAGCGCCUCGCCUGUGCCGAGAGCGACGGACACCCGCUGCACACUGCCGUAUACUGGUGCAACGACAACCCGUACCCGGUCACAGCCCGCGCCUGGGACCUGGCCGCGACGGCGGCCAUCAUCUCCAACGGCCACCAGCUGUUCGACUUCCAGGGCUGCUGUCUCUUUAGCCAGACCAAGGGCACUCACAGCCAGUUCUCGGGCCAGGUUUUCAUCGGAAACGGGACCAACAUCAACGUUGGUUACGGAGACUGUUCGAAGGAAGACUACUUUGUGCUUCCCAGCUCUUAUGGCUACCCUGGAGACUAUGGAAGUUGUCUUUAG